Messenger RNA from Anarrhichthys ocellatus (wolf-eel), 1080 nucleotides. Its product is annotated as protein YIPF7-like. Bases 62 to 820 code for a protein of 252 amino acids. The record is from RefSeq and is a predicted model, not a curated record. NCBI's taxonomy places the organism in Eukaryota, Metazoa, Chordata, Actinopteri, Perciformes, Anarhichadidae. Gene Ontology annotation, biological process: endoplasmic reticulum to Golgi vesicle-mediated transport; vesicle fusion with Golgi apparatus. The transcript has 6 exons. Gene Ontology annotation, cellular component: trans-Golgi network.
CAACACCACACUACUCUGUGAGGUGGCUGGGAGGAAGCACUGUACUGUAGACGCAAACAGCAUGGGGGACCUUCAGCACUUUGAGCAGGACUUCUACCCGACAGGAUAUUACAUAGAUGACCAGGGUCAGACCGUGGCCCACUACGAUACCUACGAUUCCACAAACCCUGCUUAUUAUGACACUGGAGCACAGGCUUUUGUGCCGGGUGCUCUGGAUCCCCUCAUGGAGCAGCAGUACACUGGACAGUUCUACCAACCUGCAAUGCUUUCUGGGACUGUUGGAAGCCCAGGAAUAGAUUAUUCUGAAGAGGAACCGACCCUUCUUGAGGAGCUCGGCAUCAAUUUUGAUCACAUCUGGCAGAAAACACUGACCGUGUUGAACCCUUUUAAGCCUGCAGAUGGCAGCAUUAUGAAUGAGACUGAUCUGACUGGUCCCAUCCUCUUCUGCGUUGCUCUGGGGGUCACUUUAAUGAUGGCAGGCAAAGCCCACUUUGGUUAUGUGUAUGGGAUCAGCGCUACAGCCUGUAUCGGGAUGUACAUUCUGCUGAGUCUGAUGAGUUCUCUGGCAGUGUCUUAUGGCUGUGUGGCCAGUGUCCUGGGCUACUGCCUCCUGCCCAUGGUAGCCCUCUCUACAUUCGCUGUCUUCUUCUCUUUGCAAGGCGUCCUGGGUACAGUUCUGGCCUUGUUAGGAAUUUGUUGGUGUAGUCUCUCUGCCUCCAAGAUCUUCAUCUCCACUCUGGCUAUGGAGGGCCAACAGCUGCUGGUGGCUUACCCGUGUGCCCUGCUCUAUGGGCUCUUUGCAUUGGUCACUGUAUUCUAAUAGUCACCAGAUUAAACCCGGAGGAAUAUCUUGAUUAUUCAAGCAACACUCUUUUUGAUUUCUAGCAAUACAGUUAAAAUGAGGAAAUAUUUUUCACCCCGGUCUAUUUGUGUGCUUAAAGCACUCAAGGGGAUUGAAAGGGAAUUUAGGAACUUGGUGCUAUGAUCUUUUCCUAUAUGUCUUAUUGCUUUACAGAGUGUGGGCAGGCUGGUGAAACCGCCAUGUAACCUCUUGAGUACUGUUACAAAUAAAACUCUACG